Messenger RNA from Brassicogethes aeneus, 513 nucleotides. Lineage: Eukaryota; Metazoa; Arthropoda; Insecta; Coleoptera; Nitidulidae. The record is from the annotation of a GenBank genome assembly.
UCCGGCGACUUUGCCGUCUGCUGCUAAACACAGCGUCAACCCCAAUGUUUUUAGCGGCGUUCUUUACCGUUUUACAUUUCAAAGAGUAUUUCAACAAUUCUAUGAACAAUAAUGCCAUCAUUUUCAUUAAAGUUUUUACUUGUGAUCUAUUGUUUUUCCAAUGUGUUUGAGCUAGUUUAUGGUAUAAAAUGCUACCAAUGUUCAGCAGCAAAAUCUUUAGACUGUUCAGAUAUGAUGGUACACAUGGAUGGUAUCCAACCUCAUGAAUGUGAUAGCGUAUUUGAAGCAGAGUAUUGUGUAAAAUCAACUAGUUUAGACGAUGGGAUUGGUUCCAAACGAUUUUGUUCAUCAAUAGACCUAGGAAAUUAUUGCAAUUAUGUCAAACAACCUGGAGACCUAAUAACAUACAGAAGCUGCGUUUUUACCUGUUCUUCAGAUGGAUGUAACUCCUCUUCAAACCAUAUUCAAAAUUUACACUUUUUUAUUUUAUUAUUAUUUUGCCUUUUAUUUUAA